AACGACGCUCCAUUCGCUUUCGUUUUCUGUCUAACGGUUAUUUACAUUUACGGCGAGAGCUUCCUUCCUACUCUUACAAACUUAGACGCCAUGGCAGCCCUCUCCAUCUCUGCAGCUGUGUCUGCCCGCUCCCUCUCCCUCCCCACCUCAAACCUGACUACAUCCACCCGCGCCGCCACUCUUCCCCCGUUUUCCGGGCUCAGGUCCGCCAAGACGACCCCGGCAGCUAAGUACGCUGCUGCGCACCGCCCGUCGUGCGCCUGCGCCUCCUGCAGACAGCAUGGCGUCGUCAUGGCGAGCGCCGAUAUUACUGGCCUCUCCCAACCCGCCGCCGUUGCCGGCGGCGCCACCUACUACGUCGUCAACAUCACCUUCCCGAGCCCGGGCCCCGCCGCUGCUCCCGCCGCCGCCUCCGCCGUCGCGACUCCCGCAACAGCCGCCGCAUCUCCCGUCGUGGACACCACCGCGGCGGUGGCGGACGCCGCGAGCGGAAACGGCUCCGCCGUGCAGCGCGUGAAGCAGGCGGCGCUGCCGGCGUUGGCGACGAUGGCGGAGUUUUUCCCCAGCUCGCGGCAAGAGGACGACUUCAUGCACGCCGUGGCGCUCGAACUCAACAAGCUCGGCUUCCGCAAGGACAACGGCAUCGCGCUGGUGAACACGUGCCGGGACGAGGUGUGCCGGCCGAUCGUGAACCUGAUCGACAAGGAGUUCGGGCUGUCGUUCAACGUAUCUGGACUGGGCGGGCUGGUGAACUGCGGCAAGACGGGCUUCAAGGCCGCCAUGAGCCACUCGCCCGAGUUCCUCUGCGACGUCGACGGCACCAUCAAGGAACGAUACAUCUUCUUCGCGUUCCCCCACGUGUCCGUCGGCGAGUCCGGCGAGGUGGGCUCGCUCCUGCGCCGCGGCCGCGGAAAGCCGUCGAGCGCAUGCGGUGCUCUGAUCGCAAUCAAGAACGACAUUAACGCGGACAACGGCGUGACUCCGGACGCGGACGACGCGGAGUACGUGCUGCUGAAGAGCAAGGUGAUGGAGAAGGUGCAGCGCAAGAAGGAGGGCGAGCUGCUCUCGCUCGUGCAGGUUACCAAGGCCGCGCUCGAGGCUAUUACCGACGACCUGGAGAAGCUCAUCUCCCUUACUGUCGACCCUGCUACUGCGGAUUACGCCGUCAUCACCGGCGUGCAGAUCCACUCCGGGAAUCAGAUCCAAGGCGAGCCCUUCCGCACGGAGCGCACGUGCGACUACAUCGCGCCGCACAAGAUGUAUGCCGUGGUGCGCGGCAAGCGGUACGACCUGCAGCUCGACUCGUCCGCCGAGACGCCCGAGGUGGCCGCCUCCGUGAACUAGGUCGCCCACCGUCCACCUCAAUUGCCCAUCGUCCAUGGGUACUACUAUCUACAACACGGUAUCUUCCGUGCUGGUAGCUGCCCUUACGGGGAGUAUUUUUGCAUUUUUGCCGUUAGGUACAUGGAUGGUUGUAUGUUUCAUAUAGCGGAAUAAAAGCCUCCAACAAUG
Molecule: messenger RNA, 1512 nt
Organism: Closterium sp. NIES-67
Lineage: Eukaryota; Viridiplantae; Streptophyta; Zygnematophyceae; Desmidiales; Closteriaceae
Source: the annotation of a GenBank genome assembly